AUGAAUACAAUGAUACGUGUUGUACUUAUUCUAACUAAAGUAAUAGUCAUUAUAAUGUGUUUUAAUCAUAUCGAUGGUAAAUCAACUGGAUGCUUCAAUCAAGAAUAUUCACCAUUAUGUUUUUGUCGUUCAUCAUAUCGGCGUUCUAUAAUAACUGAUCUAUUUCUUGCUAAAGUAUCUCUUUCUCAAUGUGAUAAUUCUCUCUCUAUUUCUCAAUGUCAUCAAAGUGAAUUUUAUCCACCUUCAUUUGAUCUUACUCAACUCAUACCAUCACUCAUCAAUCUUUCACAUUGUCUCGAACAUAUACAUUGUCUUCAUAAACUACGUUCUAUGCAACGUUGCCAACAAUGUCAAUUAACACCAUCAUUAUCAACACAUAAUAAUUCCUAUUCUAUUCCUGAAACGAUGAAUAAUCUUUCAACUGAUGUGUGUUUUUAUCUAUGUCAACAUGAUACAUCAUGUGGUUUUCUUUGUCUUAGUCGAAAUGUAAUAAUGUCAAUUAAUUGUCAUAUAUGUCAAGGACGAAUACAAAAUGUUACUUGUCGUUGCAUUAAAAGUAAACAAUCACAGACAUGUCUUCAAUCAUCCUAUGAAAAUACAACAAAUCGUUGGAUGCAAAAACGUGGUUUUCCAGCUGCUGGUAUCCUUGCUACACUUGUCUUAGCUGUUAUAUUACUAGUCAUUGCAAUUAAACUUAUCUAUCAUCAAUUGGAUAUAGCCGAAAGACGUCAAAGUAGAUGUAUUCAUAAUUUAAUACUUCAAAAAUAA
This is a messenger RNA of Rotaria sp. Silwood2, 768 nucleotides long. The record is from the annotation of a GenBank genome assembly. Lineage: Eukaryota; Metazoa; Rotifera; Eurotatoria; Philodinida; Philodinidae.